CAUCACUCGCCCAAAGCGCAACCGGAUUGGCCGGUCAACCUUAACACCUCGCCCCGCCCCGCCGCUACGCUCAAUCUCGAUCUCAUCUCUCACUCCGCCACUGCCCCACCGUUAUUCCGCCUUUCAGUGCAUACUUCCUCGCCGGCGCAGUCAUUUGCCUCUACCCCAAGUGGUGCAGGAGAUGAAGAGAAGUUCCGAUCAUAUCGACGGCGACGCUAUUUCAUCGGGCCUGGAAUGGAAAUGUGGGCUGAAUGUGAAAACCACCGUGGCUCUUCUCCUGUCGCUUCUGUUUCUGGCGUUUCUGAUUCUCAGAGACCCGCCGUCUUCCGAUAGUGUCUGGAGUCGAGUUAAACCACCGAAAGUUAUGGAAGAUGAUGAUCAUAUUCUCCGGCCAAACGACGCCACCGGAGAUAACCUUCUCGCCGGACUUCUCCCUUCUGGAUUUGACCGGAAAUCCUGUCUAAGCCGCCACCAAUCAGUAUUGUAUCACAAGAAACUGAAGCGUCAGCCUUCAUCCUAUCUAAUCUCCAGGUUACGAAGCUACGAAGCUCUCCACCGGCGAUGCGGACCGCACACAGAUUCCUAUAAGAACAACGUUGGACGACUCAUCAACUCUGCCGGCAAUAAUAACCGCUCCGAUGGAUGUAAUUACCUCGUUUGGAUAGCCUUUAGCGGUUUAGGAAACAGAAUCUUGACGCUAGCGUCGCCGUUUCUUUACGCCGUUCUUACCAACCGUGUCCUCCUCGUCGAUCCUGGAAACCACAUUCUUCCCAAUCUCUUCUGUGAACCCUUCCCCAACACUUCCUGGUAUCUUCCCAAAGAUUUCCCCAUUGCUAAUCAGUUCAAAAGCUUUGAUCAGAACUCCACUUUCUGCCAUGGAUACAUCCUCAAGCAUAAUGUUUCUGCGAUUAUUCCACCUUUCAUUUAUGUCCAUCUUAUAUAUGACAUUGAUCAGCACCAUAAACUAUUUUACAGCGACAAAGAACAAAUUUUUCUGAAAAAAGUUCCUUGGGUAGUAAUGAGGACUGAUGAAUAUUUCGUCCCAUCUCUUUUCUUGAUCCAAUCUUUCAAGAAAGAUUUGGAGAACAUGUUCCCCGACAAAGAUUCCGUGUUCCACCUCCUCGGACGGUACCUUAUCCAUCCCACGAAUCCGGUCUGGGGGCUCAUCACCAGAUACUACCAAGCUUAUUUGGCCAUGGCGGAUGAAAAGAUAGGGAUUCAGAUCAGAGUUUUUGAGAGAGAAACCGGUCCUUUUCAACAUAUUCUAGACCAAAUUAUAAGCUGUACUAUGAAACAACAUAUACUGCCACAAGUCUAUCAAGAAGAUUCUCCCAUCGCUGAGAAUAUUAAGAAGAAGAAGAAGAAAGCUUUGCUGGUGACAUCUUUGAGCCCGUGGUAUUCGGAACAGAUCCAGAACAUGUAUUCGGAGCAUCCGACGUUAACCGGCGAGGUGGUCGGGAUUUUCCAGCCGAGUCACGAGGAGUAUCAGCGGACGGAGAAUCUGAGGCACAACAUGAAGGCGUUGUCGGAGAUUUAUCUUCUUAGCAUGACUGAUGUGUUGGUUACGAGCGGAUGGUCUACGUUUGGAUAUGUGGCUCAGAGUCUUGGAGGUUUGCGGCCAUGGAUUUUGUACAAGCCGGAGAACCGGACGGCUCCUGAUCCGCCGUGCCGGCGAGCUAUGUCCAUGGAACCAUGUUUCCAUGACCCGCCGUCGUACGACGGCGCCGACCCUCACGUGAAGCCUUGUGAGGACAGAAGCUGGGGGCUUAAGCUCAUCGCGGCAUAGAUAUAUUAUGUAUAUGUAUAUGUACGUAUAGAAUAACAGAAGACAUGCAAAUUCAUAAACACGCCGUGACGCCGGCACCGGUACGGUAGAAAAAUUGGUCGGAAAUUCCAUUUUCGUCAGUUUUCCGACCACGGAAAACGCCAAAUUUGUAGUAGUACGUGCGUAUAGACUGAUAGACAUUAGGAGAUUUACGUAUCAAAUUAAAAUUGAGAUUCAGUGCAAAACAUCUUAGUUAAUGUACAUAAAUUUCAUAGGAGAAAUCGAGGUAGUCAUAAUGUUGGGUAUGG
This is a messenger RNA of Ipomoea nil (Japanese morning glory), 2073 nucleotides long. RefSeq names its product galactoside 2-alpha-L-fucosyltransferase-like. The coding region runs from base 182 to 1786 and encodes 534 amino acids. The transcript has 2 exons. Gene Ontology annotation, cellular component: membrane; Golgi apparatus. Gene Ontology annotation, molecular function: galactoside 2-alpha-L-fucosyltransferase activity. Lineage: Eukaryota; Viridiplantae; Streptophyta; Magnoliopsida; Solanales; Convolvulaceae. Gene Ontology annotation, biological process: xyloglucan biosynthetic process; cell wall biogenesis. The record is from RefSeq and is a predicted model, not a curated record.